Drosophila eugracilis is the source of this 2032-nucleotide messenger RNA. RefSeq names its product zinc finger protein 107. Gene Ontology annotation, molecular function: DNA-binding transcription factor activity; RNA polymerase II cis-regulatory region sequence-specific DNA binding. Lineage: Eukaryota; Metazoa; Arthropoda; Insecta; Diptera; Drosophilidae. The transcript is spliced from 3 exons. The record is from RefSeq and is a predicted model, not a curated record. Bases 254 to 1984 code for a protein of 576 amino acids. Gene Ontology annotation, biological process: regulation of transcription by RNA polymerase II.
AUGGACUAAGGGCGUGAAAAUAAACAGGUUAACGUUACGACUCUUAUUCUUCGAAUCAAUUACUAAAAAUUAUAAAUAAAUCCUAAAGAUUAAUUUUGAUUGGUGUUUUAAUAUCAUAUUAUUUUAUUAUUAUUUACACGAUAAAAUAAUUUUAAAACCAUCUUCGACCCCUUACAACCAAUUUUAACUACGCCCAUUACAACAAAUGGUUGGAAUAUAAACAAACGCUUUUGAUUUUUACUCUUAACUUAAAAUGGAAACUUGCGGCCUUAUUUAUGUAAGCGGGGACUACGAAAAGUUCCUAAUGCGCUGCAACCACUGUCCCACGGACUUGGAAGUGGCCCAGUGGCAGGAGUUCGUGCAGCACGUUAGGAACGUGCAUAGGAAAGAUAUGAUCAUAGAACAGUUCAUCCAAAAUGAAGAUGAGACUGAAUUUUUAAAAAGUAGUGCGCAAUCUGGGAUGGUAGAACCGGCGGAGAAGGAUAAAAUGGUCGAGGAAUCAGAGGAGGACGCCAAUAUAGAAAUGGAAAUAAGGACAAUUGGAUCAUCCAAUUACGCGACAGAGGAGUCUGAUGCAUCCGAGUCUUCAGAACACGAGGAAUUCGAUCAGGAGAUGGAACGUAGUAAGCUAACUAUAGAGGAAGCAAAUUCAAAAUCUCCGCCCACAUACAAGUUUCAUCCAUCCUUCUUUCGACGGGAUCCCCGAACUCUGAAGUUCAUAGAUAUUUACAAAACACACCCGUGCCUCUGGAACACUACCCACAGCGAGUACAAAAACCCGAGAACUUGUGAGGAAGCCGUAAAACAGAUGCUUGCUGAUUUGGAGGGUAAGGUGGGCAUUUUCUUGAACGAAAUCACUUUAAAGUUGGCCAUCAAGAAGAUCCACAUGCAGUUCAAUAUCGUCCACAAGCGAGUGCUCUCUGGAAAACAGAAGCCUCAGUCAUUGGCCUUUAGUGUAUAUACUUUCUGCAGCUUCCUUAAGGCUAGCAGCGAUGAGGAAGACGCUAACAAAAACGAAAAAAUCAAGUUGGAUUUCUCUAAAAAAAACAAAGUGACUACCGACCUGAUAGAGAUGUAUGCCAACUUUCCGCAGCUGUAUGACUCGACGCACAAAGAGUUCUCCACCAUGAGCUCCCGAAAACAGGCUUACGAAAGUAUGGCCGCGGAAAUAUCAAUUCCCAAUAUCGACAUCAACAGCGAUGACAUCUUCCGCGCCAUCCAAAAUCUCCGCCAGUGGUACUACAAGAGCACCAAGCAUGCUAUUAACGCUGGAAGUGAGGCGGAGAAAUUUUACCUAGAGGUGUGCCGGUUUAUGCCGCCAAGGAUGUUCAAGCAGCGGCUAGUAUGCGAGUUCUGCCACCAAGUCACGUCCUCCGAUCAUGUCCUGCAAUCACAUAUCUUUAAAGCGCACAAUAUCGGUGAGUUACCGUUUAAGUGCUCUCUUUGCGACCGGAGUUUUGUGGGUCGUGGCGAACUGUCGAACCACAUUCAGCGGGUCCACAUCGGGAAAACACACAAGUGCACCCACUGUGAUCGGACUUUCGCUGUUCUUUCGGAUCUGCAGCUGCACAUCCGUACCCAUACGGGUCACAAGCCUUACGUUUGCGAGCACUGCGGCAAGGCUUUCCGGCUCAGGUCACAAAUGACGCUCCACGUUACGGCCAUUCACACCAAGAUUAGGGCCUUUAAGUGCACCAUGUGUCCCAAGGACUUUGUAAAAAAGGUUGAUUUGUCGGAUCACAUCAAAGGUCAUCUUAAUAUCCGCGACAAAAUCUGCGGUGUUUGCGGCAAAGGUUUCACCAGCUGCCAUGCUCUUAUCCGCCAUCGGCAGAUCCACGCCGAGGUGAAAAAGUUUGUGUGCAAACUUUGCGACUCUCGGUUCUCCCAAUUUGUGGGUCUUAAUACGCAUAUGAAGCGCACCCACAACAUCGUUCGAAACAACUCACAAAAGGCAAGAGAUGCAGUAGACGCCGAACCUUUAUAGUUACAUAUAGCAUGCUGAUCAUGUUGCAAUAAAAAUUGUACAAACCAA